This is a messenger RNA of Colletotrichum navitas, 1879 nucleotides long. Its product is annotated as tubulin/FtsZ family protein. Gene Ontology annotation, molecular function: GTP binding; structural constituent of cytoskeleton. Gene Ontology annotation, biological process: cytoplasmic microtubule organization; mitotic cell cycle; mitotic spindle organization. The transcript is spliced from 7 exons. NCBI's taxonomy places the organism in Eukaryota, Fungi, Ascomycota, Sordariomycetes, Glomerellales, Glomerellaceae. Gene Ontology annotation, cellular component: gamma-tubulin complex; microtubule; nucleus. The coding region runs from base 63 to 1451 and encodes 462 amino acids. The record is from RefSeq and is a predicted model, not a curated record.
GAGUUCUUGAAGCUCAUUUCUAGAAGCCCAACGUCGUCAAAGCCCCGCCGUCAUACUGCAAAAUGCCAAGGGAAAUCAUUACCGUUCAGGCCGGACAAUGCGGCAACAGCAUCGGAAGCCAGUUUUGGCAACAACUCUGUCAGGAGCACGGUAUCAACCAGGACGGGAACCUCGAGGACUUUGCAACCGAAGGCGGUGAUCGCAAGGACGUUUUCUACUACCAGAGUGACGACACAAGAUACAUCCCACGAGCCAUCCUAGUCGACCUGGAGCCGAGAGUCAUCCAAGGCAUUCAGUCGGGACCGUACAAGAACAUUUACAACCCGGAGAACUUCUAUGUUGGCAAAAAUGGAGUCGGGGCGGCGAACAACUGGGGUGACGGUUACCAGACGGGCGAGGUGGUCUAUGAGGAUAUUAUGGAGAUGAUUGACCGUGAAGCUGAUGGUAGUGAUUCACUGGAAGGCUUUAUGAUGCUACACUCCAUUGCAGGCGGUACCGGAUCCGGCCUUGGUUCUUUCCUCCUCGAACGACUCAACGACCGAUUUCCCAAGAAGAUCAUCCAGACAUACUCUGUUUUUCCCGACACCACAAACGCUGGAGAUGUUGUUGUUCACCCAUACAACAGUGUCCUCGCCAUGAGAAGGUUAACGCAGAACGCCGAUUCGGUUGUGGUGCUGGACAACGGAGCCCUAUCACGCAUCGCAGCCGACAGACUACAUGUCCAAGAGCCUUCUUUUGCUCAAACAAACCAACUGGUUUCGACCGUCAUGUCUGCCAGCACGACAACUCUUAGAUACCCGGGAUACAUGCACAACGAUCUGGUCAGCAUUUUGGCCUCGUUGAUUCCCACUCCCCGAUGCCACUUCCUGAUGACAGCAUACACACCAUUCACUGGUGAUCAGGUCGAGCAGGCCAAGACAGUGCGUAAAACUACAGUGCUGGACGUCAUGCGGAGACUGCUGCAGCCCAAGAACCGAAUGGUUUCGACCCAACCAGGAAAGAAGAGCUGCUAUAUCUCCAUUUUGAACGUCAUUCAGGGCGAAGUGGACCCUACGGACGUCCACAAGAGUUUGCUUAGAAUCCGGGAACGACGACUCGCGACGUUUAUUCCCUGGGGCCCGGCAAGCAUCCAGGUGGCCCUGACAAAGCGGAGUCCAUAUAUCCCAAUGGCUCACCGGGUCAGCGGGUUGAUGCUCGCGAACCACACAAGCAUUGCGACUCUGUUCAAGAGAAUCUUGAGACAAUAUGACGGCAUGCGGAAACGCAAUGCCUUCAUGGAGGGAUACAAGAAGACAGCACCAUUUGCAGAAAACCUGGACGAAUUCGACGAGGCCCGAGAGGUCGUGUCGGAUCUAAUCCAGGAAUAUGAAGCAGCAGAGGACUCAGAUUACCUGAACCCCGACACAGGAGACAAGGCGACCUCGGCUGAAACCGACAAGAGGAUGGCCUAAACCAGACACACGUGGGAGCGGCAACGGGUUACGUAGUGGCAGGGCUGAAGAUAAGUGACGUGCAGAUCAAUUUGUCGAUAUAGCGAGGGUGGCAUCUAUGCAUCGGGAAAAGGAUCGGAACCUGGGCUUUGCUGGGAUUUUUGGCGUUCAGGGACGGGGAGAUGGCACAGGAUUACGAACUAAGCCCCCUCCAUAACGAAAAUUAAAAGACCCCCCAACCCCUCAAUAAACUUGCAUCUCGAUGGUCUACCUACCACUUUGACCCCUCUGCUUCUUGAGCUUGCAGGUGCCUGGAGCAUUUGUUCCUGAGCGGUUUGUGUCAUUGAUGGGCCCCUUCGCCGUUAGAGUUCUCCACAUCCCAUCACAAUCGACGAUGAACGUCAGCCGUUCUCCACCAAAAGAGGCUGCAAAGAGCCGCAGAAUUGCAU